Messenger RNA from Galleria mellonella (greater wax moth), 11309 nucleotides. It is a transcript of the gene KrT95D, whose product is annotated as phosphofurin acidic cluster sorting protein 1. NCBI's taxonomy places the organism in Eukaryota, Metazoa, Arthropoda, Insecta, Lepidoptera, Pyralidae. Bases 246 to 2942 code for a protein of 898 amino acids. The transcript is spliced from 19 exons. Gene Ontology annotation, biological process: protein localization to plasma membrane. The record is from RefSeq and is a predicted model, not a curated record.
AUUGUCAAAUGUAUCGAACGCUUUCCUUCGGUCCGGUCGUUCGCAAUCCGAUUCCUCUCUAAUCACUAGUAUAAAGUACAAUAAAAUUUAUUUUGUGUUAUUGUGUUUGCUUCGGCGUCGUCUCCGUGUUCGUCUAUGCACAAUAAAAAUGAAUUCAGUGUUGUGUUUAGUGAUCAAAUAAUAAUGCGAGUCGCUGCCGACAUUGGUUCUGUGCUGUGAAUACUUGUGCCCGGUGCUGAUCUAAAAUGACCGAGAAAAAUAAAUCGGAGAAGAUGACUAAUGCAUCGAAACCUGUUCCCAUGAAACUUUUUGCCGCCUGGGAAGUGGACAGGACGCCCUCGAACUGUAUACCCAGGCUAUGCACGUUGAGGGUGACGCGACUGCGCGUAUGUGGGGCGUUAGGCGAGGCGGGUGGCGGGGCGGCGGGCGGAGCGGGCGCGGGAGCGGUUAUAUUGGCCGCGCGGAUGCAUAGCAGCAAGCGAACACUGCGCUCCAACGACAUCGCCGUGCCGCCGCUCGAUGUGGAGCUCGACCUUUGCUUCUCCCUACAGUACCCGCAUUUUGUCAAGCGAGAUGGCAACAGACUGCAAAUAAUGCUGCAGAGGCGUAAGAAAUACAAGAACCGCACCAUCCUAGGAUACAAGACGCUCGCCGAAGGUGUUAUCCGUAUGGAUCAGGUACUCCAAAAAUCCAUGGACAUGGAGUUGGAGCUGACAGGAGUGGGCGCAAAAGUGGGCGCGACGGCCGGACAGCCGGUCGCCCGGCUCGCCAUCACUGGUCUAGCGUCCACCCCCGUCGACCAUGACACAAAAAAUAACAACACAUUGCUUAUUACUGAACGAGGCUACUCAGAUGAAGAAGAGGAAGGCGAGUUCAGUUCAGUUGAAGAAGCUGAUGAAAUGACAUACGGUGCGCAAGCGCGGCGACGGGCACACCGGCAACUUGCGUUCAACAAAGAGGACCUCUCUUAUACCAAGCUGUCCCGCUCUCGCGACUUGAGCUUCAUGGAACGCGAAAGAAAGAGACAGAGCUAUAUGCACUCGAAGGCGAACGACAGGGACAGCGACAGCGAGCUGGAAAACGCGGCCGCUAAGCGCAAGGGCAGCCGCGGAAAGCUCGCGCAACGCAACCUGAAGCAGAAGUUCGCGGCUCUGCUGAGGCGGUUCCGUGUGCCCGAGGAGUUGUCGGAGCGUGGAGCGGCGCGCGACACCCACCACGCGCAGAGGGACAUCGAUGAGCUGUUUCAGGAGCUGGAUUCACUCUCAUGCGGCGAAGGCGAGGACUCUGGUCCGGAUCAGAUGGACACAAUCAGCAUAGGGUCCACGCCGAAACCAUCGCUGAGGCCGUUCUUCAGCAGCUCCAGGAGUCUGGCCAACCAGGAACAUCACAGGCAUUCCAAUGUGGCCCGGCACUCAAGUCUCGCGUCCGCCGGCGAGCUGGCCUCUGUCCGCGAGCGACACGGCGCCACCGUCCCGCCCACAGAGUCGGAGGCGAUCCGCAGCUCGGCGGGCGACGAGCGCGGCAGCGAAGGGAACAGCGACGGGGACGCGACGGCUGACGCGCCCGUCUCUGGAGCUUCGGUGUCCAGUUCGCCGCCGAACGAGACCAAGGUCUCUAUGGAGGACAAGCGGUCGCGGCUAUUCCGCAGCGCAACUAGCGGCGGCAACCUAACGCCGGCGGGCGCUGCUCGCAAGAAGAAUUCACUCGUAAUAGGCGGUGAGCGACCGCUGUCCGCGCACGAGCUGCCCGCGCAGAGCCCCACCACCAUAGAGCUGCGGCGCACGACGAUGGAGCAGGUGUCGCAGCUGGUGGGCGAGGAGGGCCCGGUGCCGGAGUGCGUGGGCGUGGCGCGCGCCGGGCCGCUGGCGGCGGCGCUGGCCGCGCUCGGCGUGCCCGUGCUGCCCGUGCCCGCGCCGCACACGCCCGACGUGCGCCCGCUGCUGCAGCUGCUGCUGCAGCGGCUCAACAAGCUGGGUUCCCGCCGUCCGAUCCGCGUGGUGGUGGCGGGCGGCGCGUGCGUAGCGGCGGCGGCGCUGCGAGCGCACGUGGAGCUGGCCGCCCGUCGCCCGCACGACGCCACGCUGCUGCGCUACUAUGUCCUGCCGCUUGGUUCGAACGCGGUGUCGCGUUACCUGUGCACACUGGACGGCGGCUACGCGGCUCUGUUCGGCGGCGACGCGUGGCCCAUGCUCGCCGACCGCGCCGCCGACGCGCCGCUGCACGACCUCGCCGAGAUCUCGUCCAGGAUUGCCAGGUACCUAAACAGUAUCGGCUCCGUGAACAACGUGCCCAUCGGCGAGGCGAUGGUCGCUUACAGAGACAAGUCGGGUGAUGAGGACUCGAGCCAGACGUUUGUGCCAUUCAUAGCCGAGGUGCGCGUGGGCUGCAGCGAGGGCGGCGUGUCGUCGCUGGAGCUGGAGGAGGGCGGCUCGCCGCCCGCGCGCCCGUCGCCGCCCGCCACGCCCGCGCCCGCGCCCGCCUCCGCGCCCGCCCAUGACUUGCAGCAGCCGCCCGCGCUCGCGCGCACUGAGCCGCUCGAGCUGCAGCUCGACUACUGGCUGGUGCCGGGUCGCGUGGCGGAGGGUGCGGAGGGCGGGAAGGUGACGGUGAAAGCAUCAUUCCGCGCGCUUUACGUCACGAGGCAGAACACUCACCUCUGCAUUACGUACCUCACCAAGGAGAAGAAGCAGAAGAUAAUGCGGCUGGGCAAGAAAAAGGAAAAAACCGGCGAAACAGAAGUUGGUCGCGCGCAGAGCGUGGACGGCGUCGCGCGGCUCAUCUGCUCCGCUAAAGGCUCACACAACGUGCCGCUAAAAGUGUACAUCGACGGCACUGAAUGGACCGGCGUCAAAUUCUUCCAAGUGUCCACGCAAUGGCAGACACACGUGAAAACAUUUCCAGUGGCAACGACCGGCGUGCCGCUAGCACCGCCGGAGACCUAAACAUCUCACCGACGCGCUUUUGGUAUCAUGCUUACGGCCAGGCUUAUGGCCGCGCCGCCCGCCAAGCGGUCUCGGCGGCUCGCACCAACGGCCCGUUGUCAUUCGCCCGUCGAAUUUCCGUAGCUUUGCUACACGAAACGAGGCUCUAAAUGUACUCUGUUAUUGUCUAAACUCCUUCGGCGUAUCAAGACAACUCUUAUUCAAUGUGUUUAUUUGCGGAUUGUAAAUUUUAAUAUUUAUUACGCUAUUGAGCUGCCAUGAUUUUGUUAGCGCAUAGACAGUAUAGCGCUUUUGUUAUGUAUUUUGAAUAUAUAUACAUAUAUAUUUAGGUAUGUUCGUUGCCGAAUAUUCGGCUGUAGGUGUUUUAUAAUAAUGGCAGAUUUACAUCGAGUCAGUUACUGGAGUCAGUGCUGGCGCUAACAACUGACGCACUGUUUACAUACAGUCAAGUAAAAGUAGUGGUUAUUAUCUCAUGGUGUAAACAUGAUUAAAGUCAGUAACGAAAAAUGUUUUCGGUAAGGUUGUGGUCAAAGUCAGUUCGGCGCGUGCAGUAAGAGUUUGGACUGACUUCAGGGUAUUUAGUAUGCUGUCGCGUCAGUACUGACGAUGGGAUGGGGUCGAUUCUGAGGUGUUAUUUCUCUAAAUUUAUGUCUAAAAUUAAUAUUUCAAUUUGAUAUUACAACGAAAUAUUUAUGCUUAAGACUAAUAUGAACUAAAUUUCUAAUAGAUUUAAAUCAAAAAAAUUAUAAAUUUAAUUUAUAAUGUUCCAUAAAACAGUAAUUUCACGUAACUAUCAAAUUAAUAUUAAGAAAUAAAUUUACAGAUGUAGUGUCUCAGAAUUGAGCCCAAUAUUAAAAAUUAAGUUAGCGCCGACUUAAAAUCAAUUUACACGAUGAUAGUACGUGGUCAGGACUGAUUCAAGAUUUAGUAACUGUCCUAAUGUAAACCUGCCUAACAAUUGCAUGCUAUAUACGUCGUGGAACUAAUAUUCAAGUUACAUAAUAAAGGCUCAAUAAUCACGUUAACUAUCCAUCAUAGUCAUUCAUUGUAGUUAGUUGAUAUUUAAUGUUAUAUUUAUAUAUAUAUAUACAUAUAUAUAACGUAGGUAUUCGUGUACUCAACAUAUUAUAUCGAAAAAUAAUGGUUCGUGACAUUUCCAACGUGUAUGUAAGUUAGGUUAUGUGUGAGGAGUAGGCGAAACCGAAUUUUGGAGCGUAAUGUAUGCACAUAUCAGUCUAGUAUCGUGCCGAGCGGAGAGCGCGACUUUUUUUUAUUUAAAUAUCUGUGAUUCGUGAAUGCAGUUUUUUUUUAAUACGAUGACAAUGGAUUGUCGCAGUCAUUUUUUGUAUUUUUUUAUAAGCAAGUUAAAAGAGCAUUAGCCGUUUGUGUAUAUUAAUUUUCAACGGUUACAAGUUAUAUGUAAGCACAUGUAGUUUGUCGCACUAAACGUUUGUUUAACUGGUAAAUAUUUGUUUAGUAUGUUAAUUAACGUAACCCAUUACUUGUAAUUAACUACAUAGUGUCAGUAUUCAUUAAUAGGGUUUAAUUUUUUUUAAUAUAUUUCCAAAAACUAAAUAAAAAAAUUAUAAUUUUUAAAAAGGUUGUAAGAGAUUGCCCUAACAAAAAUGUUUUUUACCUCUCUAUGUAUAUUUUAAUCUGUAAUUUAUGCUACUGUAUUUCAGUUGAAUUGUUUAUGUUAUUGUUUUUGGUGCAAUAAAGAGUUAAAUAAAUAAAUAAUUCUAAAAAAAAAAAUGUACUACAGUCAGUACAAUGUAUGUACGUAUACAUACUUAUUAUUAUGUAGUAUUGUUGAUACAAAUAUAGAUUGUUCUUUUUUCAAAGUAUUUUUUUUUUUAGUAUAAAAAUGUUUACAAGAAAAAAAAAGACCUUAUUAAUGAAUACUAACACCAGUUUCAAGGAAUAAAUUACGUUAAUUAACAUACUGUGUAUGCAGUUAUCAGUGGUCUUACUGCGACAAAGUACUAAAGUGUCUACGUAUUAUAACGUGCAGCUGUGAAACGAAUAGAUCCUACAGACUUCAUAUUUAGUGUUCGUAAUCCCUUAUCUUCCCAUUGUACUGAUUUUUAUUUGCCAGUUACCUUGUCAGUUCAACGCGCAAAGCCAAGUAUCCUUAUUACUUUGUCUUCGUAAAUAAUUCCGAGCCAAUUUUAGUGAUUUUAUUUCGGCUAGCAACAGACCUGGGCGGGUGUCGACGAGAUGUAAUUCAAAAUACGUUUACACUAUGAUAAGCCUUGUUUACACUCGAGUUAAUUUUUGUAACAAUAUGUAUGGAAAUAUGCAUGGAAUGUGAAAUAAUGAAAUCUAUUCUUUGCCGCCAUUGUUCUAAUCCUAUCUUUUUACCUAAUUUUAAUUUGAUAGUUUCACGUAAUUAUUGUAGCGAACUCCUUGCUACAUUUUUAUAUUCUUAUUGUCAUUCGAAAUAUUUUUUUUGACAUAUUGUAUUUUUUGACAUAUUGUUUUUACAUUCAAAUAUAUUUUGCUAAUGUCUGUCUCCUCAUCUUUUCUGUAGUUUUCCAUUCUAAAAUCCUCUCAUUGCAUAUUAAAAGUAUUAUCUCCGUUUCAAUUAUUGUUUUACGUACUGUCUCUAUAAACUAAAUUUAUAUACGUUCUAUAAGCGUCUCAGAGAAUUAUACAGAUAUGAGAAGUAUUUUUUUUUUAAUAUUUAAAUAAUUAUUCAAUCGAAACAGGACGGCGGCAGCAACAAAUACGUCCUGCAUUAUCCGAGGCUGAAUGCGUAAUGAGUAUAUGCGCACCACAUAAAUAAAAUAAUAAAUACUUUUAAAAAUAAAUGUAAAAAAGUUACAGUAUGGACUAUUCAUUUUAUAUUCUAAGUGUAAAAAUAUAAAGAUCAUUUUGCUUUGCUCGUGUAAAUGUAUUUAGAAUUUGCCUCGUUUGCCACCUGUCAAGGCGUUGGUUUUGUUUAAGUGGUGUUUAACAUUGGGACGCGCGCGUCUUACUGGCCAACGACUGUCUCUUUAUAUCAUAGGUUUAACUUCAAUAUUCUCAAUUUUUACAUGUCUAUCUGUAAUGUAGGUAGUUGUGUGUUAUCUUCAUAUUACUAUUGCACGAUUGUGGACGUAUGAGUGUGUAUGGAACACGGGUCUCGAAAUGCAAAUUAUCGGUAAAGACUUAAUUUGGACUGAACAAAUAAAAUUUCACCUAAUUUCCUGUACAGUAAGGUUCAGUUUUGAAUGUCAACAAUGUUGAUUUUUAAUAUUGAGCCCUAAUGACAAUGAACUAUACGUUCAAUUUUAUUUGUUAGUCCAAGAGGAUGGUCGUUUGGUGAAUGGUGUGUCGCACAAACGAUUCUGUAACGGUUGUGGAAACGAAGUUUUUUUAAAUUGUCUCGCAUCAGGGUUGUGGAGUAUAUCCCAAAUGUUGUUUUUUAUGUGUGAAUAUGGACUGGUGACCCCGUCUGCGCUGGCGGGCUAUACGUAAGUGAUGAUAGAUGAGAAUGAAAUCGGGGUAGUUGAUCCAACGUGAUUAAUUCAGAAGGUAUCAACCAAAAUGGUUUUCUAGGAGGGUUUGAUAGGUAGAGGUCUCCUAUACAGAGAGAGGGGGCCCUUCUAAAUUUCUUCGUGUGUGUGUCGUACAGGUGACCCUGUCGCUGUGAGAUCAUGUUAUCAGUGUUGUCUGCCAGGUAUCUGUACAUAUUAUCGGGCUAAAAUGUCGUAAGCACUUUGAAUCUUUCGAGAUCCGUGUCAGGCAGUCUUUCCAAAUAUUUAAUGUUCUAUUUAACCAUAGGUACUUCUGUGCCAAACCUAGCUUAGAAGUAGUGGAUUUUUAUCAUAAAUGUACAGUAAAAGGAAUUAGAAUAAUAAUGUUUUAAAAAUUGUUUUUUUUUUAAAUGCUUAAAUGCAUGUUUUAUAAUGAAUUAAUUUGAACAAUUAUGAAUUUCGAACGCUGCCCUUCAUUAAUAAUAAUAUAAACAAUGGACCCUAUAUCUUGAAACACAAGGUCGUCUUUUAACAAUCUGGGAAUAUACAUAAAAUAGUGAAGAAAAUAGUAACAGAGAUUUGCACAAUUUUACACAGAAUGUUGCCAUUUUAUUCUAUUUGAUACGAGUCUAUUAUCACUAGCGAUAACGAUUCUAUCAAUAGAUUCGAUUGCCACUUCUCUAGGAGGGCAGGGUUGUCGAUCCGAGGACAAAAAGAAUCGUCCUCUUCUAACCACUACAUGUUAAUAAGAUGUCUCUUAUUAUCAAAAUGAAUUUGUACAUUUUUGUGAUUAGAACAAAAAAUCGAUAAAUAUAUUUGGAUAUUUGGAAGGGAUUGCGUGCGAAUGUAGUCUCUCUGUGUAUGUGUGUGUGCGUGUGUGUAUGACUGCAACAGGUAAUUGGACAAUAGUUGCGUAUGUGCGUGUUCGCUUUACGAGUUACUUGUAGAGUAAGUGUGACGUUAGUACGUUAGGCCGCUCGACAAUCUUCGAUAUUACUCGAUUACCUUUGAUUAAACCAAACGUCCGAUAGCCUCCGAUUUUGUCAUGUUAAUAAUUUAUUAUUAAUUGCUAUCAUCGAUCAACCCUACAACAUUAACUAAAUAAAACUUCAACAUAUAAACAAUAGUCUGAUUUUUUUAUACAAUCGAAUUGGAAUCAAAUCGAAAUGUCGUCAAGUACAUUAGAAAUUGCUAAACUCAAAUGUGACUUAGCUAUAUUGGGAUAAGAUUUAAAUUGAAUGCUAAUAGAACGUCCACUAAGGUUCAUUAUACCAUAUCGUUUAAUUCCCAUUCGAUUGCUUCUAAAUUCAAACUGUUGAACUCAAAUGUGACGUCGCUAAAUAACGCCUCAUUCGUUUUUUGACCAGAUUGUAUUGUUGAUCGAAUUUUUUUUAAGUUUUUCUCAUCGACUGUAAUAUUUGCAUGUUUUUGUAUGAAUUGUAAUGAUAAUUAGGUAUGUGCCAAGUCUAAAUUGUUUUUGGUUACCAAGAGAAUUAUUAAGAAAAAAAAAUUGUAAAAAAAAAAAUAAUUCCAAAAUUGAAAUGUAAUUAAAUUAUACUAGAUUCUUUAUGAAACAUUUAAAAUUUUCGGGCGCUGGAAUCGAGGUUGUUGUUUUCUUUUAAUACAUAUAUGUUAAUAUCAACUCGAAAAAACUCUAGGAACGCUACACAAUCAAAUUAUAAGUAAAAAAAAAAUGCUUGCGAGACUAAAUAACGCUAUCCUUAUUAUAAUCACAUUCCAUUUUAUAGCAAUAACUGUGUAAUUACUGUUUAAACAAUCUAUUUGUACUGUACAUAGGUAUAAUCAAAUCGUAGUAAAGUCAAGUCUGUACGUGAAAUAUUUUUGAAAUAGUAAUCGCGUAUUUAAAUAGUUUUAACUAACUUGUCUAGAAAUUGUAUAAUCUCUGCUGGAUAUCGAUGCGGUCCGCAAGCAUUUUUUUUUUAAUGGGCAAUAAUAAAAUGGUAAACCUAUCUUUUCUAUCGGUAUAUAUAUUGGCUGAGCACCAGUGAGGAAUGAUAGGUGAGGAUGAAAGCAGUUUAGUUGGCUCAUCUUAACGAAUUUUAUAAAAAAUAACCACAACCUGAUAUUUAGCAUUCCCCCUCAUUAGCGAUGUACCCUAUAUUGCUAAUGAUGGGGCUCUUAGACCCCAUUACAACGAUCUAUCCCCCCCAACCGCUUCCCAAUUUUUUUUUGAUGGUUGAAAAUGGUAUGGCAACCCCGCCUGCGCUAACGGGAUACGCUGGCGGAGCACCAGUAUAGGGUAAAAGAUAAGAAUGAAAACAGGCCAGUUAGCCCAUCAUAAUGAAUUCAUUAGGAAUUAACCAUGAUAGUUUCCAGGGAGAACCGCGAGAAGGUUGACCUGGUUGGGUAUAUUGCUAGCAAUGGGAUUCUCAGUCUCCAUUACUAACAACCCAAUUAUAGGCAUGUUAUGGUAUUAUACUUUACAAGGUGUAAUCAGGGUUUGAAGUUAAUAUUAUAGGAAUGGUUAGUAUGGAUGGGGAAGGAUUACAUCAAACGAAUUUGUUAAGCCAAAAUUGUUAUUUGUCUGUGUAGUGUUACUAGAGAUUUUUAAAGUUUAAUUAAAAAUAAUUGAAUUCAAUAUUUAAAUGAACUUAUAUAUACUUGACAAUUUAAUAAAAUAGCUAUCAACUGAUAUAUAUUAUUAUAUUAAUUUUACGUCUGAAUAUAUAUGAUAUUGAAAUAACCGUUACUGUUGUAAGUGAAAAUUGCAUGAAAAAGUAAAAUAAAGAAGUAAAAUUUAUAUAUAUGUAUAUUGGGUCAAACCUAUUUGUAUCGAUAUAUGCAGUUUGUUCGAUUAUAUAAAAAUAUCGAUUAUAAAUCAUUAUAUUUGUUUUUUUUUUUCUUUUUGUUUAAUCUGAAUUUAUAUUGUGAGUUUCAAUGUAGACUGUGUAAAAUACAAUACUAAUAUAAAUAUAUACCAAUAUGUGUCCAUCAAUACUGUAUAACGCUCAUCAAAUACGUUUAAACAGGUAAUUCGAUUAUAAAAAAGUGUUUUUCUUCAAAAUUAAUCACAAAUUAUAUUAUAGACAUGUAACAAAAAUUUUCAAAGAUAAAACUGAUAAAUAACCGGAGGCACACCCUUGUUGUCUCGAGCCUGAGUUGUAAAAUGAUUCUGUUUUCUACGUAAACGUAAAUAAAGGUGAUUUUGCAUUGCGUUGAAUAACAGAAUUCAAUGUGGGACAGACAUACCACAUUAGUAGAAACAUUAGGGUUCCGUUUACUGAAUUAUAUCUUAAGUUUUAAAUCAACUCAGCUCUUGGUUCAAAGGUGUGUCUCUAGUUAUCUGUUAGAGAAACACAUAUAUAGUUGAUGGGCGUCCUAUUUUAUAAAACACAGAGCUGCGCCGUCUUUUUCCAAAAUAUACAUAAAAUUAUGAAAAGAGGAAUUUGCCUAAUUGUAUUGUCCUAAUGUUACCAUAUAGGAAAAGUUCAUACCCAUCCCUAAUUAUCGAUUCUUGUAGUCCUUGUUACCGGUUAUCAAAAAUAUAAAAAAAAAAAAAAAAAAAAAAAAACAUACAAAAAGUACAAAAAACUUUAAGGCACAAGAUACAAAAUAGCUAAUAUGGCAUAAUUAUAAAAUCCAGUGCCAUUUUAUUUCAAAUCUUAUUCUGUACCACAUGUAUUUGUGUUAUUCUAAUUUGUACUCUAAUUCUGAACAUCAAAGUAGAUUUUCCUAAUGACGGCGCAAUCCCAAUUUAAUUAACAUUGUACCUUUAAUAUCCUACUAUGAUACUUAUGCUUAUUUUAAAAUAUAAAGAUCUAGUCUUAUCUAUUGUAUGCAAACCAGAACUCCUUUUGGUAUUAAAUGCCUAUAGAAAGCAGAAAAAUUAAUAUCCACUCUUAAUAGCAUCUUUGCAGUUAAUGUAUUUUACAAAACAAGUAAACAUGUUGUCUAGCCAAAUAUUGGACUAAGGAGCGGAUGGUCAAAAGCAGCUGGCACAAGGGCGCUAAGAAUGAAACGUGGACAAGAUGCAUUUAGUAUUUCUAACAGGGCAAGAUACAUUUCCUUAACCUUUUGCGCAAUAAUUACUAUUGUAUAAAUAAAAUAUCUUUUUAAUUUAUACAAUAAUAAUAAUAAUAUACUAAUAAACACCUGUGUGUACUGUCCCUGUUUUCAGAACUUGCUGUACCAUACUACAAUGCACACAAUAUAAGCCGUCAUUGGGGCUUGCACACACGCAGUGAUUUGCUAAACAUUAUCUUACCAAUCUUAUCUCAAUUAUAUAAGUUUUUAGAUCGGCGUAAUGUUUUUAUCCAUAUAAAUCAACGUUUUAGCUUUUAGUUUUACAACUGGCCGUCUGCCUGACGUCAACUCUCCUUGGAAACAGUGAUUGGCGGAACAUGCCGUUUAAUUGAUUUGUUACGUUUUUACUGAAAAGCCUACCUAACAAUGUCAGCCAGUGUAUAUGCCUCUAUAACUUGCAAUUAAUACAAAAAGAAGCAAUCCGUUAUUUAUUGUCUAGAGGCCUAGCCAAAUGAUAUGCAUAUUAAACAUUAUAAUGUCAUAUUGUAAGAGUAUUAUGACUGUAAUAAUAUUACAAAUUUUAAUUUGUUUUUGUAUAAUGCGUGAAAAAACAUUUGCAGAUAAAAAUAUUCAAGUAUUGUCACAAUUGAUUAUAAUUGUUUUAAUACACUUCUGCUCUCAACCUCUCUUACAAGGGGUAUAGCGUGAAGGUUGGUGGCAUGAUAUAUCCCUUAUAUCCUUUAUUCCUUUCCAUAUUUAACGGCUUAAUAUAUGUAAUCGACGAAAUUGUACAAAACUUGAAUAUUUUCGUCAGAAUGUUUUCCGCAUUGUAUGAUUUGAUCUCAUAGAUACGGAUUUUGCAAUUGAUUAUAUCCUAUACCAAUUGUCCAUUUUCCGUAUGUAUUGUUUACUAAUGCUAAUAAAU